AUGGCCUUUAGAUUCAGUGUUUCUAGUAAAUGUCGUGGCGGCAUUGUGGAUCCAGUAUUGGGUGGUAAUGGUGGAAGGGAUUCGAUUUGGGGAGAAGAUUUUGAGCCAGACGGAGGUAUGGAGGAAGUGACUUUGGCGGGGCCAUGCGAUUGGUUCAACUUUGAGGCUUGCGAAUCCAACGCUGCAAAAAGGCCAGAUGAUGAUAUUUUGAUGUUCGAAAGCCUGGAAUCCGAAGACCAUAAAUAUGAGAUAAAAGAAAUUCCCGUAAACCCGGUGCAACCGCACCAACGAGCGGUACAAGCCGGUGUCGUUAAUCCAAUUCAGCACGGACAGUCAUUCGAUUGCCACGACCAAGGGAAUAGUUCAACAACAGGGGCGCUUUACGGAGACAUCCUCCCAGCGGUAGAAAUAAUCGAUUCCUUCCCUGUCGAUUCCAAAUGCAUGGCCUUACCCUCCGGAUGCUUCUUACAAUCAUGUUUUGGCACCGCCGGUAUCUUCCUUUGCAACAAAAGCACUGAGAAUGUUAAUAUCAAUUGCUCCUAUAUUGCCAAGAUCGCGAGGGAGAUCUAUACGAAUUAUAUUAGCAGGCAUCAGGACCAAGUUGCCAGGCUUGACUUUUGUCGAAGAAUAAAGCCACCGGUUGAUGAACUUGGGCGACCCUUAAUGGACGGACCAAAGGGAUUGGAGUAUACAGGGAAUAGCUUUAGAAAGAAGGAGUUUGCGACGCAGGGUGGGGAUGAUAUGUGGAGUCUACAAAUCAACAGGACACAAAGUUGUUAUGAGAGACAAGAUAGGCCUAGGGAGUUCGAGGAUGGGUUUAUUGCGCUCGGGAGGUGGGACGGCAUUUCCAAACCUUCUCCUCCAGUGACCAAUGCUGUCCCUACCGUUAGCGACUUCUCGGGUCUACUUUCUGGUGGAAGCGGCAAAACGAUGAGGUCUGUGGCGGCUGCACACACGACAACACAUGUUCGGCCUUCCAGCGGACUCGCUCAAUCCCUGGUUGCAUUCUUAUUCCUUACCCGAAUAACCUUGGCAAUCGCAAGUCCACCGACGAUUUUCCCAAUCCCGUUUCAGAAGUACGGGAUAAGAACGCCUGGAAAGCACCAGCCGCGCCCGUUGAAGCGAGGCGACAAUACCUUUGAAUAUAGAAACGUCGUUCUUGAUGAUGAAUUUAUCGAAGGGCGACGUCUAGAAUCGAGAGACGACGGCGACGCUUCGGAUGAUCUCCCAGACGAUAUUGUACACCAACUGCUUGAGAACAAGGGCAUUCUCUAUCUUGCCAAUGUCACCGUUGGAACCCCGCCGCAGUCGAUGCAAUUGCAAAUAGACACAGCCAGUUCAGAUAUCUGGGUUCUUUCGGAGUCUCUCGCUGCCUGUCAUGGCCCUGCUGAUUACGAUCUUUGGAAUACAGAUUGCAGCUUUGGAUCUUUCAAUCGAGACGCCUCAUCAACAUUCAAGCUCUUAGGGAAAGAUCGCUUUGGUAUUUUAUAUGCGGACGGCACUGGUGCAGAGGGUGACUAUGCCGAAGAUACAUUUACCGUAGGCGGGGCAACCGUCGAGGGUAUGCAAAUCGGGGUUGCGACCACGGCAAACCUAUCAUACGGGAUCUUAGGGGUUGGGUUUGAAGCUGACCAGGCGAGCAACUCCCCUGGAGGUAUGGGGAUCUAUCCCAGUCUCCUGGGGGAGAUGGUUACGCAAGGGUUAAUCAAAUCUAAGGCUUUCAGCCUAUGGUUGGAUGAUUUUGCUUCUGACACGGGCUCGAUAUUGUUUGGUGGCAUUGAUAGUGAAAGGUUCACAGGACAGCUUACGAGCAUACCUAUCGAAGUCGCACCGGGCCAAGAAGAGCCACUUGCCUUCGCUGUUCCCCUGACUGCUGUCGCGUUCUCAAACGGGAAAUCGCAUGUCAAUUUUACUUCGAGAUACCUCCCAGCAACCGUCAUUCUGGACUCUGGAAGCAGUCUUACUUUUCUACCCCACCCUUUAGCCUGGUCAAUCGCGAAUCAAACCGGUGCAAAGCUUUCCCACCAGCUUAAUCUCUACAUCAUUGAUUGCAACUACCCGACAGAUGAUGUUUAUGUGGAGUACUCCUUUUCAUACACCCUCACUAUACGAGUACCAAUGACGGAGUUGAUACUGCCCCUGACGAAGUACUCGGGUGGCAUGGCGAAGAAUCUGGAUGGGUCGGAUAUUUGUGCCUUGGGGAUUGCGAGUUCUCCAAAGGAAACUGUAUGUCUCUUUGGUGAUACAUUUCUACGGUCUGCAUACGUUGUUUAUGAUCUCGACAACGCGAGAGUGGCAAUGGCACAAACAAAUUUUGAUCCAGUAGGACAGAAUAUCGUCGAAAUUGGAAUAGGGAAAGAUAGUGUCCCAUCCGUGGGGACUUGGGCAAUGACUAUAAUGGCGACAAGCACAAUCGAUAUUACGUACGGCAAGCAAACAGGUACAAGUAGCCCCGCUACAGCGCUGCUACCACCACGACUAUGGAAACAUAUAGGAUUUCUAGUCGUGUCGCUUUUGCUACUGAGAUGA
Molecule: messenger RNA, 2529 nt
Organism: Orbilia oligospora ATCC 24927
Lineage: Eukaryota; Fungi; Ascomycota; Orbiliomycetes; Orbiliales; Orbiliaceae
Exons: 8
Coding region: 1-2529 (842 amino acids)
Biological process (GO): proteolysis
Molecular function (GO): aspartic-type endopeptidase activity
Source: RefSeq, a predicted model, not a curated record